Molecule: messenger RNA, 2853 nt
Organism: Zingiber officinale
Lineage: Eukaryota; Viridiplantae; Streptophyta; Magnoliopsida; Zingiberales; Zingiberaceae
Product: G-type lectin S-receptor-like serine/threonine-protein kinase SD1-1
Exons: 9
Coding region: 41-2341 (766 amino acids)
Biological process (GO): recognition of pollen; protein phosphorylation
Molecular function (GO): ATP binding; protein serine/threonine kinase activity
Source: RefSeq, a predicted model, not a curated record
GCCAAUACAACAUUGUAGAGCUUUAGCUUCCAUUGGACAGAUGCAGCUCUUUCUUUCUCGGCUCCUAAAAGCAGUAGCAGUAACGCUCUCCUUUCUUGUCCGGUCCUCAGCUUCUGGAGAUCUUAAUGCAAUGAUCCAGAGCAGUUCACUUGUGAAUGGCCAGACGUUGAGAUCGACAGGAGAGUUAUUCCAACUGGGCUUCUUCAAUCCAGAUAAUAGUUCAGGGAAGGGAUACCUAGGAAUCUGGUACUGCAAUCUCACACCGCAAGAAGGCACUGUAGUAUGGAUCGCCAAUCGAAACAAGUCUAUCAACACAUCCAUGGCAUCCUUCAACCUCACUUCCGAUGGAAAUCUAAUCUUGUUUGAGGAAGACAGAAUUGUUUGGUCGACGGGAACGAGAUCCACAGGACUAAAUUAUACACGCUUGCAUCUUUUAGAUUCUGGAAAUCUCGUGCUGAACGACAGCAACUCGAUUAAUCUAUGGCAGAGCUUCGACCACCCAGGCGACAGCCAGACGUAUCUCCCAGGCAUGAAGCUCGGAUUUAACUUCCGGACCAAUACUUCACGGCGGCAAGUGUCAUGGAGGAGCCCCGAGGAUCCUUCUCCAGGAGACUACACCCACGUGGUUCUUGCUUUAGCUAUUCCGGAUAUUGUUAUCUUGAAAGGAUCCGCCAAAACCCAUCGAGGCGGCCCAUGGAACGGAUAUGGUUUCGUCGGCGAUCCAAUGAUGGCGAGCAGACCCCAGGCGAGGUCAAUAAGUUUCACGUUUGUGUACAACCAGAAUGAGAUAUACUUUAUGGCUAAUUACACGGACUCGCCGACGCCUUUGCUGUCACGGUCGGUGUUGUGUGCCAAUGGAACCCUCCAGAGUUGGCGUCUAGACAGUGGUGGCAAGGGAGAGUGGCAACUUCUUUGGAAGGUUCCGGAGGACGACUGUGAUAUGUACAAUCACUGCGGCCGCAAUAGUGUGUGCACCUGGAACUACUAUACCGUCAACUGCGAUUGCUUGGACGGGUUCAUAAAGAUUGUCGAGAACGGAAGUAGCGAGGCCGGGUGGUGCGAGAGGAAGAAGCCUUUGAAAUGCUCGUCGAACAACCAGUUUUCCAAGGUGCCCAACGUGAAGGUGCCCGACACUGAGAACGCUACAGCACGAGGAAACAUGAGUCUCGAUGAAUGCAAGACUUGGUGCUUGAAUGAUUGCUCCUGCGUGGCGUAUGCGCUGAUCAGCGGGGAUGAUGGAUCAUGCAUAACUUGGCCUGGUGAUCUUCUGGAUCUCAGGGCUUUUGUCGUUGGAGGAAAUGAUUUAUACGUUCGGCUCGCAGGAGAGCAUCUGCUGGAUCAUCCAAGAAAAAAUUGCACGGGGAGAAGACUUCUAUUUAUUGUCAUCUCUAUUGCUGCAGCACUGUUAUUCCUUUGUGCAAUUUUUAUUUACCAUCGAAGAACAAAAGCAACGAUACGAAAAGGGAACCUACUUGCAGCAACAUCCAAUCAUAAAGAUCAACAUGAAAUAAGAGGUGCAGAAUCUCUAUUGUUUGAUCUAGUGGCUAUUAGGAUAGCUACGGACAACUUCUCUGAUGGAAACAAACUAGGAGAAGGAGGAUUUGGGCCUGUUUAUAAGGGAACGUUGGCAAACGGAGAGCAUGUAGCAGUAAAAAGACUUUCAAGAAGCUCAGGACAAGGACUAGAUGAGUUGAAAAAUGAAGUGUUUCUAGUUGCAAAACUUCGACACAGAAACCUCGUGAAGCUAUUGGGUUGUUGCUUAGAAUCAGAGGAGAAACUACUCGUUUAUAGUUACCUUGCUAAUACAAGUCUUGACAAGUUUUUGUUUGAUAAUUCAAAGAGGAAGCAGUUGGAUUGGACAACAAGAUUUAAGAUCAUUGAGGGCAUCAGUCGAGGACUUCUUUAUCUUCAUGAAGAUUCACCACUAAAGAUCAUUCAUCGGGACUUAAAAGCUAGUAACAUUUUAUUAGAUGCAAACAUGGAUCCUAAAAUUUCGGAUUUUGGUCUUGCGAAGCUUUUUGGUGCAGAUGAAACCCAAGGAAACACUAAAAGAAUUGCCGGAACAUUUGGAUAUAUGGCACCGGAAUAUGCCAUGCAUGGGCUCUUCUCAAUUAAAUCAGAUGUGUAUAGCUAUGGUGUGCUAGUCUUGGAGAUUCUAAUGAGUCAGAAGAAUAGUGGUCACCGAGGAAUUGAAUAUCCAAUUGAACUUGUUACUUAUAUGGUUUGGCGCCAUUGGACCCAAGGAAGUGCCCUGCAAGUGAUUGAUCAAGAUCUAGUUAAACAAUGUGAUGCUCCCCAAAUAUUAAGGAGAUACAAUGAUCCGAAGCAGCUCACUUAUUAAUAUCAACACGAGACUGUUCCAGGUGGGCUUCUUCGAUUAUGUUAACAUUUCAGCGAACCGAUGCAUAGGAAUCUGGCAUGACAAUCUCCCACUUGGAGAAGGAAAUGUAGUAUGGAUCGCCAAUAGGACCAAGUGCUUCAACACAUCUACAGAAUCCUUGAACCUGAUCUCUCCAAUGGAAAUGUAAUCUUUUUUGACGAAGAAACAAUGGUUUGGUGGAUGGGAACAUCCACACAACUCAAUUGUGUGAUCGUUGUGUACGUUCACAAAUAUGGCUCCAAAGGAACAGGACAAAAAUCAAUUGUUUUUUUGCUCUGAGUAAGCAGCAAAUUUGGGGUGCUAUAUAUGUAAACUAGACCUGAUUGAUUUGAAUCUGUGCAAGGGCAUGUAAGUUAAAUCAAUAUGACAAAUUUUAUAUGGUGAGUUAUUUUGUUGGAGAAGAGUGGCAACUCUCAGAAAAUGAUACUCCAAGUAGGUCUAUUUUGUAAGCUUAAAAAUGAUGAGACAUUUAG